CGCGCAGGCUCCGCUUGGCCGCCAUUGUGCUGCGGGGAGCGGCGGCUGGCGCAGCGUGGCGGCCCCGGGGCCCGGCCCGGCCCCUCCGGCAGAGCCUCAGCUCCCGAAUGUCUGCGUCGUGAGGGCUGUGCCGUGAGAGUCCCUGCUUCUGAAAGAAAAAAUAAUCAGUGCAUCCUUAUACAGGAUACGAAGAAUGGAGUCAAAACCCUCAAGAAUUCCUCGAAGGAUAUCUGUCCAGGCCUCCAGUGCUUCACUAGGAUCUAGAACAUUGACUGGAAACAGUUUAGCUGGUGCAUAUGGUGUCAGAGAAUCUACACGGACAUUAGAAUCUGGAUACCAGGAAUCCAGUGUAUUGAAUAGUUCCAGUAGAGAUUGGGGAAUUGGAGAAAGAGACGCCCAUGAAACUCCUUGGAAGCUUACAACGUCUUCUCCAACUCGCUACUCAGGGACACUUGAUCAUCCACAUUCUGGAAGAUUUUUGGGAAGCAGAAGCAGAUUGUCUGCAUCAUCUUCCUCUCAUUUUACAUCUGGGUGUUACGGUGAGUCUGAGAGAACUCAGGGAGCGUAUUCCAGACUGCACAGCCAGCAGCGAGACAGUGAUUCAAAGAGACCUAAGCUAUCUUGCACGUCUACCUCUUCUGUGAGAAGUAAUGGCUUGACUCCCUUUUCAGAUUCCCCUUGGAGGUACAGUAGGAUUCCUAGAUCUUCAUCAGUGGUGCUUGGCUCUCUUGGAACUGAGCUGGUGAGAGAGCGAAGAGAGUUGGAAAGAAGAACAGAUCUGUCUGUCAAUAACCUGGUGGAUCACAGCUACAGAGACAGUGACUUUCCAUCUUCAACAUAUCUUCAAGACAGGCCUGCCUCUUCAUAUGCAGAGGGAGCAAGGCCGAAAGAGAAUUCAUUGAGCACUUUGAGGCUGAGUACAUCCAUGAACCGCCAGUUGCCUUCUGAUCAUCAGCCAACUUUUUUCAACAGAGACUCUAACGUGAGCUCUUCAAGAUCCAACUACCCUUCAAGGCAAAGGAGAAAUGAAUUAGAAUCUCCCCAGAGGAGCAUGCAGCCAGCGUUUCCUUUUACUGCCAUUAGAGAUGAAACUCCUUCCUCUAGCCGUUCUGAAAGGGUUUUAUCUUCUCAGAGGUCACUGAAUGAGCCAGCAGCUGACAGCGAAGGGAGGCGCACGACUAGGCAGCUGCUUUCUCGUUUAGCCUCUAGUAUGUCAUCUACAUUUUUCUCUCGAAGGUCUAGCCAAGACGCAUUGCAUACAAGAUCAUUAGGCUCUGAAGAGUCAACAGUGGUCCCAAGAGUUCAAGCUUCUACUCUGUCCAGCAGUAAUGGAGCUGCAACUCCAGAAGUUCCAGGACUUCAGAUAUCUGAAGCUUCUCAGGGAUUUAGUUUUCUUAGAAGAAGAUGGGGUUUAUCAGGAGUUUCACAAAAUCAUAACUCUGAAUCUGAUGGGGAAAGUUACAGACCAGACUCAGAAAGUAGGAGCACGGGAUCCUGGUUAUCAUCAUCUUUGAGGAACAGAUGUACACCUCUCUUUUCCAGAAGAAGAAGAGAAGGAAGAGAUGAAUCUGCAAGGAUCUCUACCUCUGACACAACUGCUAGAUCACAACAUAUCUUCAGAAGGAGAGAGUCAGGUGAGGAGACCUCUCUUGAAGCAUCAGAUAGCCCUCCUCGGGCUUCUGUGGGCAGACCACCAACACCUGCAGUACCUGGUAUUCCUACAGCUACUGCCUCCCCACCAGAUUCAGCCCACAGUAGGAGAAGUUCUGGAAUUCUGCCUGGUUCUCUCUUUCGAUUUGCAGUGCCUCCAACAUUAGGAAGCAGUAUGUCUGACAAUCUUAUGAUAACUGUAGAUAUUAUUCCCUCUGGCUGGAAUCAGUCUGAUGGACAAGAAAGUGGCAAGUCUAAGACACCACCUUCAAGAGAUCCAGAAAGACUGCAGAAAAUUAAAGAGAGCUUGCUUUUAGAAGACUCUGAAGAUGAGGAGGGUGACUUAUGCAGAAUUUGUCAGAUGUCCUCUGCAAGUUCAGACAACCUUUUAAUAGAGCCGUGCAAAUGUACUGGAAGUCUGCAGUAUGUUCACCAGGAGUGCAUGAAAAAAUGGUUGCAGUCCAAGAUUAAUUCAGGUUCUUCUUUGGAAGCAGUAACAACUUGUGAACUGUGCAAGGAGAAGUUGAAUCUGAAUCUAGAAGACUUUGACAUUCAUGAACUCUAUAGGGCACAUGCAAAUGAACAAGCAGACUAUGAAUUCAUCAGCUCUGGUCUCUACCUUGUAGUGUUGUUACACUUGUGUGAGCAGCGCUUUUCUGAUAUGCUGGGAACUGCAAGUGAGGCCAGCACACGUGUCAGGUUUAUUAACCUUGCAAGAACUCUUCAGGCACAUAUGGAAGAUAUUGAAACUUCCGAGGAUGAUUCUGAAGACUGAUGCUGGUAGAACUCUCAUGCUGCAAGAGACAAAUGGAAUUGCUACAGAAACGCUGAACUGGAAAGAACAUCAACAUGCAUUUGUUUUUUUCCUCUCCUUAGUAAAAAGCGCUUUGAAUUAUUACUGUAAUUUUUGAAGCAUUAUUGAAUUAAAAAUCAACUGCCGCACAGUGGAACUCGGUGGACUUGAGAACUACUCAGUAUGUGUGAGAAUUAGAUGCAUACAAAGCAACUUCCCUUUUUAAAUUAUGAGGGUGAUGUGCUUGGUUUUGGAAGAUGCCAGAUUUUGAACGUGUAAGGAAGCUGUAUCUCCCUUUUAUGUUUCCUUCUUACUGUAGUCAGAUUUCUGGUUUUGUCUAUUGAGUUUUGCUCCUCUACUGGCACUAAGUGGUUAUAGUGGGUUUCAGGGAGAGGGUGGGAAGCGGGGUGGGGGGGGGAUGUCCAUGUACUUAAUCAAUAGGUUUUGUUUGGGGUUUUUUAGAUGCCUCUGUUGCCGCAUCAUAAAACAACUGAUUGCUUCCAGUGAUAAUGAACAAACAGUGGGUUCAGGAAGUUACUCUAGAGAUUGUUUGGGUUCUCAUUUAUUUGAAGAUUAUUAUUUAACUCAAAAAGCAAUAAGAACUUGCAGUGGUCUUCUGAUACUUAGUGAUGGCUUUUUUUAUGUACCGAUUUGGAAAUUGGAGAUUAUAUUUGAUAUUAUGUGGCUGUUCCACCAAGGAAUAUUGCAGGUGUAAACUUGCGUUUCAGCGUUCCUGGCAGAUAUGCAACUUGAUAAAGACCUAAGGUUGUUUAGUUUAAUCAGACUUUUUUAGAUCCCACCUUCACUGUUCAAAGCACUGGUUAUAAUGUGUUUUCUAGUGUUGUCACUUCUUUAUAAAUAAAGACGAUAGAGGUAUGCAUCUCCACUGGUAUUGUCCAUUUUAUUUAGACAUGGAUAUCUACCAGAACUUAACACUUGAAAAGCUAGAAGGUUAUAGUCAGUGGUAUAUCUUUACUAAUCUUUGUAAAUUCUUAUGCAGAUACUUAAGAUGAUUUCUGACCAUUUUGGAUUUAAGUGCUUUAUAUGAAUGGUGGUACAAUAAAUUGUCAUACAUGUGUUGGAGUUGUA
Apus apus (common swift) is the source of this 3532-nucleotide messenger RNA. RefSeq names its product membrane associated ring-CH-type finger 7 (gene MARCHF7). Lineage: Eukaryota; Metazoa; Chordata; Aves; Apodiformes; Apodidae. Gene Ontology annotation, molecular function: ubiquitin conjugating enzyme binding; zinc ion binding; ubiquitin binding. The transcript is spliced from 11 exons. Bases 194 to 2425 code for a protein of 743 amino acids. The record is from RefSeq and is a predicted model, not a curated record. Gene Ontology annotation, biological process: protein autoubiquitination. Gene Ontology annotation, cellular component: nucleus.